AUGGAUGCAAAAGAUAAUGUUGCUUGCGGUUUCUUUGUAUCUUUCUUCCCCCCACCCCACUGCUCCGGCAAACAAUGUCCACAGAAGGCAGGAACUCCUGAGAAGAUGAAGAGGCUGAAUCCGGCUAACCUGCUUCGCUUGACUGUGCUGCUCCUCAAUUAUCUCUGGAGAGCUUCAACUGUUAAUGUGCGCACAUGUGAGGGUUACCCAGGACAGGGUGAUGUGUAUCACUCAGGCUUCCACUGUCCACGAUUAACUGACUCUCAAGAACAUAUGUACUGCUGCUGGCCUGGAAAUGACUCCUUAAAAUACUGCUGUAUGCACGAAGAGUUUGAAUCUGUGAUGAAAGUCAAUCUAUCAGAGAAGCUCGCCACAUACAUUUAUAGGAGCCCUCUCCCUCUGCUUGGCAUUGGCUUCUACGGACUCUUGAUCCUUUCACUGAUGGUUGUAGAUUUCAUCUAUUACUACAGACUCAAUAAGACUUCUUUCUACAACACGUUGAGUCACACGUGGAUUGGGAAGCAUCUUAUCCUUCCUCUUUUCCAGAGAAACCUGGAAGACGGCAUUCAACAAAGGAACAAAGGUGUUACGGCAAGGAUGACAGCAGAUGCCAGACAUGACGAGCACAGACCUUUAGAAGCCAAUGUGUGA
This is a messenger RNA of Bufo bufo (common toad), 651 nucleotides long. Its product is annotated as protein shisa-like-1a. NCBI's taxonomy places the organism in Eukaryota, Metazoa, Chordata, Amphibia, Anura, Bufonidae. Bases 1 to 651 code for a protein of 216 amino acids. The record is from RefSeq and is a predicted model, not a curated record. The transcript is spliced from 3 exons.